Messenger RNA from Sycon ciliatum, 5164 nucleotides. RefSeq names its product mucin-19-like. Gene Ontology annotation, cellular component: actin filament; cortical actin cytoskeleton. Lineage: Eukaryota; Metazoa; Porifera; Calcarea; Leucosolenida; Sycettidae. The record is from RefSeq and is a predicted model, not a curated record. The transcript has 7 exons. Bases 266 to 4057 code for a protein of 1263 amino acids. Gene Ontology annotation, molecular function: actin filament binding. Gene Ontology annotation, biological process: regulation of actin filament polymerization.
GGAGGUCCAUUGCGUCACCUGUGUUCUCUCAUUCGGUACAUACAUGUGCCGUCGACAUAGCUAGCUGGCGCGUGCAUGCAGCGAGUGCGAUCAAAUCGUCAACGCAAGAAGAAUUGCAUUUUUGUGUUUCACUUGUGAAGUGUCCUUGAAAUAGCGGCUUCUUUUGCCUUGAAUAGGGGUAAUAGGUAACGUCGAGAGAUGGAAUGAGCGUUUGAUUCACUGCCCUGGCAAUACGAAAACUUGAGCGAAGAUUGCCUAACUGAUCAUGUCUUCCCCGUGGCCGGGUAUGCCCAGUGGUGGAAGCGUAGCUGCUGCGGGCUCGUCGGCUAGCGAUCCUUGGGCUUUAUCUUCUGCACCAACCGCGCAGCAACAGCAACAGCAACAGCAGCAAUACGUUCAGCAACAACAGCGAGUGGCAUUGGAGCAAAAGCGUCAGCAACUGCAGCAACAGCAGCAGCAACGCCAACAGCAUCAGCAGCAGCAGAAUCAGCAUCAGCAGCAGCAACCUCAACAUCUACUGUCCUCGCAGCACACACCGGCGGCGGUCGCACCGUUGCAAGUCAGACCAGUGGAAUCAGGCCGAUCACCACUUGCGGAUAGGCAUCGCAUGAGCGUAUCAGAUCCAUGGGGAAUGCAGAACACAGCAAGUACUUUCCCUGCGGACAACAAUGCAGCAGGAUUCGCUCAACAGAGGCCAGCUGCACAAAAUCCACAGCCUGGCAGCAUGCAGCCACCUCCACCCCGGUCAGCAGCAGCACCAGUAGCAGGACCAAUCGUACCACCAUACGUUCCACCACGUGAGCAAACGUCAGCCAGCGCAGCAGGGCCAUCGUCAUCUGCGGCAUCCUCUGCAUGGGCAACCUUUGACAGUGUGCCUGCACCAUCCCGUCCCGACGUACCCACUCAGCAUGCUGCCGCGCCAUCGGCAGCGCAAUCCUCGCGUCGACACAGCUCAGCAGAAGUGCUCUUCGAUGCCCAGACGUUCCAGCAGCAACAGCAACAGGUAUGGGGCGGACAGACAACAGGCGCUGGCAACGCCACCGGAGCUGUGGGUACUGUGGGCGGGAGUAUUGCUCCACCACCGCAGGCCAGCCACCGGCGACAGCACAGCUCUGGUGCCAUAGUAACGCAUGCAGCCAUACCGGAACUUCCCAGUGGUACCAACACAAGUCACACGCAACCAAUAGACCCUAACACCAAGUCGGUGACGGAAACGAAACUUCAAGCCACCAUCGAGCUGUUACGACGACAACUCGGAGAAUCGCAACAGGAAGUUAUCCAGGCAAAGCUCAAAGGCUCCGAGCUGGCAGCAGAUGUGGCACGGCUUCAGAAAGACUCCGGCGCGGCAGACAGCGUGAAGAGCCUGAAAGAGGAGGUGGAGGUGUUGCGCAAUCAGGUAACGAUGGCUCGUUCCCAGGGCGCACAGCACCAGCAAAACUCGCAGACAACGGCCACGCACAUGCAGGAGCUGAAGCAAGCGUAUGCAGCAUUGGAGCAGGAAGUGGCACGACUGCGAGAGGAGAAGAUGAAGCUGACGGCCGAGAAAUGCGAAUUAUUGGAGCAAGUUGUUCGAAUUCAGCAAGGUGGCACUCAGUUGUCGAUCACAAGUGCGUCGCCAAGUCGACCGGCAUCCAGACCUUCAUCACCCAAGCCAGAACCUGUGGUCAGCACCGGCAGCACUGUGGCCAUUGAGACAACAUCUGCCGGUGACACCACGGAACAAGACAGUACCGCAGCAGCAUCCUCGCUCCCGCUAGGAAACUUAUCCAAUGGUUUCCGACAGCUGCUGCAGUCGUUGCAGAAUGCGUGCAAUUACAUCGUGACGAGUGAGCAGCUGGAACAACAACAGCUGAUAUCAGCGGUGCGUCACAUAGCCCAGCAGCUAGCCACGGCGUGCAGCAAGUGUAAAGAGUGCUCGGUGCAUGACAGUGUGCUGACACAGCGCCCAGUCUGGAUACAACACGGCAAGGAUAUCUCCACAGCUAGCAAUGCACUACUGCAGGCUGCAAGAUCCUAUGCCAGCAGUCCUGGCCAAGCCAUGCGACCAGCGUUAUCAACGGCCACGAAGACCGCACACGGUGGUCUGCUCAAGCUUGCACAGUACGUUGACAAUCUCCUAGCCGCAUCGACUCAAAGCUCUGCACCUCCCUCAGCAAGUCACUCCAGAUCUCAGUCCCCACAGCCCGUCACGUCAAGUCAAGGGCAGACACCACCUGCAGCGCCACCCUCCGUACCAGCUCCUUACGUCUCGGCCGCAGCUGUACAGCAGCAAUUGCAAUUGAGACCUGACACUGUAGAUGUGAAGGUGUCAGCUUUAAACGCCCCAGUGGCACAGGCUGCGACAGGAAACCUCCUGCCGCCGCCUCCAAGCAACGCUCGCAGAUCCGUUGCCGCUGCUCAGGGCGCCGCAGCUACCCCGAUAGCAGCAUCGUCCUCUACAGGAGUUCAACCUGGCAACGCUGCAUCACCGUCACCUCCAACAAACGGAGGUGAUGAACACGACCAAGAAUCUACUGAAGAAAACACAACGAGGGCAGCCACCGUUGAGCCAGUAGCAACCGCUGCCAACAAGGCAAAUAAUGAUGCGGAUUGGGCCGCUGAUUUUUCUGCAUUCACUCCAUCGCAGGCUGAACCUCCCUCACAGCCACUAGCUCAGGCAGUGACACAAUCUCGAACACAGCCAGUUGUACAAGCACCAGCCCAGCCUGAUGGUCCUGCUCAGUCCAAAGUCACAAUACCAGGUGCACUGGCUCCAAAGGCUGCGCCGCACAUUAGCAAGCCAUUAGCUCAAGCACCACCAGCUCCUGCGCCUGCACCUCCAGUACCUGCUGCUGCUGCUGCUGCUGUACCUGCACCUAAAUUGGCUGCUCCUGCAAGGCCUGCACCUCCGGCACAAAAAUCAGCAGCAGCAACACCUGCUGCUCCACCACCUACUCCUCAACCGCCCCCACCACCACCACCAACAUCAGCCGGUGGGGGGCCACCCCCACCACCACCGCCGCCGCCACCAUCCCUAUUCUCCUCUCCCGGGUCAGAUGACACAGGGAAGGUGUCCAGUAGUGGUACUGGCAGUGGAGCGGGUUCUUCUCUUCAAGACAUGCUUGCACAGAAGAAGCUGAAGAAAGUCGACUCACAGGACAACGCCGGAUCACCAGGGUCUGCAGGAAAUGCUGUUGGAAGUGGAACUGGAAGUGGAGCAGGAGGAGGAGGAGGAGGUGGAAUGGAUUUCAUGGGAGCACUGCAGGCUAAGCUAGCCAAACGCAAGCAGAUGACUGCAGACGCAGAUGACUCGUCGGCAACUGCUGGAGCAUCGUCGCCUGCUGGAGCAUCUUCAACUGCCAAUCAGUCUAGCAUGGCUGCUGCCGCAGCAUCAGCAGCAACACCUACAGCAGCACCUGCCAGUACAGUCGCAGCAGCAGCUUCAACUUCUUCGACUGGCAGUCCCGACACCGCGACUGCGGACCCUAACCCAACCAGUACCAGCACCACCGCUGCCCCCUCCACUGCCAGUGAAAGUCAGCUGACCGCGUCAACAGGCACUGAAGCAAGUACGGGAGAGAGCAUGACGGGUAGUACACGGCGGCCGCAGAGGAAAGCACCAGUGGCGCCUGCCGCAAAGAAGUCAAGUCAGACCACGUCACCAGCCCCAUCAUCAUCAGCGGUCACCUCUGCAACCUCCGCAACCGACGCUGUAUCUCACGACCCGCAGUAUACACAGUCAGCUGACGGUAGCUAUGACAACAGCCAAUCACAGGACCAGCAGCAGCAGCAAGACUGGAGCCAUCUUGGUUACUAUGACGAGGGCGGUCAGUUCAUAUACUAUGACACCACGGCAACAGCAACGGCCGGUGCGGCUGAUGGCACUAGUGACGUGGCGUAUCGCGUACGCGCUAUAUACGCAUACACCGGUGCAAGUACGGAUGAGCUGUCGUUCGUCGAGGCAGAUGAGAUCGACGUGCUGGUGGAUAUUCCGGACCAGGAAGGGUGGUAUCGCGGACGUCUUCUUUCCACCGGUGUCGUGGGGCUUUUGCCGAAUAACUAUGUCGAGCUUGUCUAGUGGACCCCAGCUGCAUCGGUACGGCUUUCUGUGUGUGUGUAUGUUCAUGUGUGUGUGUGUGUGUGUGUGUGUGUGUGUGUGUGUGUGUGUGUGUGUGUGUGUGUGUGUGUGUGUGUUUGCGUACGUGAGUGUGUGCACGCAUGUGUGUGUAUGUGUGUGUGUGUGUGUUCAUGUAUGUGUGUGUGUGUGUGCGUGCCUGAGUGCGUGCACGCUUGUGUGUGUGUGUGUGUGUGUGUGUGUGUGUGUGUGUGUGUGUGUGUGUGUGUGUGUGUGUGUGUGUGUGUGUGUGUGUGUGUGUGUGUGUGUGUGUGUGUGUGUGUGUGUGUAUGUGUGUGUGUGUGUGUGUGUGUGUGUAUGUGUGUGUGUGUAUGUGUGUGUGUGUGUGUGUGUGUGUGUGUGUGUGUGUGUGUGUGUGUGUGUGUACGUGCUUGUUUGUAUUUGUGCAUGCUUGUGUAUUUGUUGUCCCGUACUUGUCUAUCAGCUUCAUGCCAGCUUGCAUUUACUUCAUUCCUCUAAUAUAUUUUCACGUUACUGCUAACCCCGCUGCUGUGCAGUGGAAUUAAGACCCGCACACCGUAAGGAUUCUCGUUGCUCUCUUUCGAAAUUUCUACUCGUGUAGUUUAAAUGUUUGCUCAUCUCGUCUCCGGCCGGCAGACUAUGGAGGGCCGGAAUUCCGGACGAACACGAGCUACCCGGUCUGUGCCGCCCGGACGGUGUUGUGUUAUCUAUGCUUGCUUUACAUUUUAAAACAAAUGUGCAUCAUCGAAUGCUAUUAUAAUUCUGCUAAAGGGGCCUGGUGCCAUUCUCUUUUACCUCCCGAUAUGGAGCUCUGAUAUUUGUGUUUUGUGUGCAUUUUUCAAUGCGGCACAUAGUUGCUUGCAAUCCACGUCACUGCUUCUACUUCUAGUACUCGUGUUUUGCUCAGCUCGGCCUCCAGCCGUGUCUCACGCGAACCGUGAUUUUUUGCUCUUCUUCACUCUUCGAUGUGCUGCGCGCUCUCAAUCCCUUACAAGGCAGAGUUUUCACUUGGUUUUUUUCUUUUCUUUUUGCAUGCAAGCUGGUCUUGCAAAUGUCCAUUCAUUAAAAAUAUUCUUCGUGUAAAAACCA